Pieris brassicae (large cabbage white) is the source of this 1075-nucleotide messenger RNA. RefSeq names its product U2 small nuclear ribonucleoprotein A' (gene U2A). Bases 138 to 908 code for a protein of 256 amino acids. The transcript has 6 exons. Gene Ontology annotation, cellular component: U2 snRNP. Gene Ontology annotation, molecular function: U2 snRNA binding; protein binding. The record is from RefSeq and is a predicted model, not a curated record. NCBI's taxonomy places the organism in Eukaryota, Metazoa, Arthropoda, Insecta, Lepidoptera, Pieridae. Gene Ontology annotation, biological process: mRNA splicing, via spliceosome.
UAGUCUAUGGUUAAGUUUGUAAACUAAAAAUUAUGCUAAAAUUCACAUAUAACCGCUGCUGAAAGUUGUCUUUCAAUAUCGCUAGAUCACUACGAUUUUCUAUAAACUUGAUAUUGUUUUCUAAACUAUUUUUCAAAAUGGUGAAACUUACAAUUGAAUUGAUACAAAGUUCGAUGCAAUAUAUGAAUCCGUGUCGGGAUCGUGAGUUGGACUUAAGAGGUUACAAAAUACCUCAAAUUGAAAAUAUGGGCGCCACUCUCGACCAGUUUGAUACAAUUGAUUAUUCUGAAAAUGAUAUUCGCAAAUUGGAUGGGUUUCCUUUAUUAAAGAGACUAAAAUGCAUGUUCUUUAAUAAUAAUAGAAUUGUUCGAAUUGGAGAAAAUCUAGAACAGUAUUUACCAAACUUGGAUACACUUAUCUUAACAAACAAUAAUAUAGCUGAGCUUGGCGACUUAGAUCCAUUGGCUUCAUUGUCAAAACUAAAGACAUUGUCUUUGAUGCAUAACCCAGUUGCAAAUAAACAACAUUAUAGAGCCUAUAUUGCUUUUAAACUACCUGGACUAAAAUUAUUAGACUUCAGAAAAAUAAAGCAGAAAGAAAGGGAAGAGGCAAAUAAUCUGUUUAAGAGCAAGAAAGGAAAGGAAAUGCAAAAGGAAAUUAUAAGAAAAGCGAAGACAUUUGUUCCUGGAGGCAAUAUGCCAGAUCCCAAAGUCACAAGUCUUACACCCCAAGAAAUUCACAAGAUACGAGAGGCUAUAAAGAAUGCUUCAUCCCUCCAGGAAGUGGAGCGGUUGACAAGAAUGUUACAAGCUGGUCAAAUACCAGGACAAAAACCUCUACAACCUCCAACACAGACCAAUGGACAAGAAGUGGAAGAGGAGAUGGAGACAAAUCAAAAUGGCCGAUAGUUAGUAAGGUUUGGUAUAGUUUAGAUAUUAAGUUAUAUAAGGGACAGAUACGAAACUUGGUCCAUGCAAGCUGAUUGGAACAGGUUAUUAGGCGAAAAGAGAACAUACUACACUAGAUCCUUUACAUCUUGAAACUACCCCUUUUUAAUAAAAAGUUUUUUAACAAU